AUGAUCUACGACGAAAACCUAGCGAUCGGUUCGCGGGUCGUAUUGAAAGUGACGUCCGUUCAGAAUCCCUGUUCUUUCUAUGCUGUCCUCCCCUUCGGCUCGAAGCACACCUCAGCCAAUGAACUCAAUGAUCACGACUAUCCACAGGUCAACAGUUUGACCGAAAUGUGCAAUCGAUUGAAGACAUAUUACGGUCAGAGAAAGUGUAAAGAGAACUCGAGUUUACAGCACGGAAUCGGCAGUUUAGUCGCCUAUAAGGACGACAAAACCGGUCACUACUAUAGGGCACGAGUGAUCGACGAAGACUUAGACAAAACGAGUUGCACUCUAUUUAGCGUUGAUUUGGGAAUUAAAUGUGAAGUGAGAAGAAAUGUAAUCCACAAAUUGGAGUCAUUCUUCUGCGAUAUGUCUGCACUCACUAUCCAUUGUUCACUAAUUGAUUGCCAACCAUUCAAGUCAGACGUCUGGAGCAAACAAACCAUUGAAACAUUUGAGAAGUGGACUAUCAAUAAAUAUCUUUACGCGCAUAUUAUGUACGGGUAA
This is a messenger RNA of Medioppia subpectinata, 543 nucleotides long. The record is from the annotation of a GenBank genome assembly. NCBI's taxonomy places the organism in Eukaryota, Metazoa, Arthropoda, Arachnida, Sarcoptiformes, Oppiidae.